Molecule: messenger RNA, 2200 nt
Organism: Morus notabilis
Lineage: Eukaryota; Viridiplantae; Streptophyta; Magnoliopsida; Rosales; Moraceae
Product: protein CYPRO4
Exons: 2
Coding region: 88-2013 (641 amino acids)
Cellular component (GO): cytoplasm; nucleus
Molecular function (GO): protein binding
Source: RefSeq, a predicted model, not a curated record
ACCUUGGAAUUUUCAAAUCAUUUUGGCUCUAAAUCAAUCAGUCAAUCAAAUAAUCACUCAUUUCUACAAUCUUCUUCUUCCUUAAUCAUGGGAACCUCAGAGAGCCGCGAGGAUCACAUAUCAGACUCCGACGAAUACGAAGAAGAAGAAGAUCAGGAAGAAGAAGAAGAUCAGGAAGAAGAAGAUCAGCAAUACGACGGCGUUUCAGAGCAAUUCCAACAGAAGCCCCAUUCCUCUUCCACCCCCAAAUCCAAAAUCCCGACGUCCAUUGACGACGUCGACGCCAAGCUCAAAUCUCUAAAGCUCAAGUAUGGUUCUCCUUCUCCUUCUGAUUCGAAGAACGCUGUGAAGCUCUACCUUCACAUCGGCGGGAACACGCCCAAGGCGAAGUGGAUCGUCUCGGAAAAGCUCACAUCGUACGAAUUCCUCAAGACCUCCGACGCCGACGAAGAUGAGGAUGAAUCGGACGGCAGGGGAAAGUCCUGGUGGGUUCUGAAGGUCGGGUCGAAGGUUAAUUGUAGGGUUUCGACCGACAUGCAAUUGAAGCUGUUCGGCGGCCAACGGCGCGUGGAUUUCGUGUGCCGAGGCGUCUGGGCGUUGAAAUUCUACACCGACGAGCAGUACCGGAGAUUCGUGACCGAAUUUCAGGACCGUUUGUUUGAGAAUGUGUACGGAAUUCCGGCGACGGAGGAGAACAAGGUGAAGGUUUACGGGAAGGAGUUUAUAGGGUGGGUUAAGCCGGAAUCGGCUGACGAUUCGAUGUGGGAGGACGCCGACGAUGAGCUGACCAAGAGUCCUGAGCCGGCGGCGACUCGGUCGAGACAGGACCUGUUGGAGGAGUUCGAGGAGGCCGCGAACGGAGGCGUGCAGAGCCUGACACUCGGCGCUUUGGAUAAUAGUUUCUUAGUGAGUGACAAUGGCGUUCAGGUUUAUAGGAAUUUCAGCCAUGGAAUUCACGGGAAGGGCGUUUGCGUGAAAUUCGACGGCGGGAAUUCGCGAGGCGCUUCGGGUUUGGGGAAUUCAGCUCCGAGCAAAGCCAUGCUUAUGAGGGCAGAGACUAAUAUGAUGCUCAUGAGUCCAUUCAAGGAAGGGAAGCCUCACUCCACGGGGCUUCAGCAGCUCGAUAUCGAGACGGGGAAGAUUGUCACGGAAUGGAAGUUUGAGAAGGAUGGAACGGAGAUCACAAUGAGGGAUAUCACCAAUGACACGAAAGGUUCGCAAUUGGAUCCUUCGGAGUCGACUUUCUUGGGGUUGGAUGAUAACAGGCUUUGUCAGUGGGAUAUGCGUGACCGGAGAGGGAUCGUUCAGAACAUCGCAUCUGCAAAUUCCCCGGUGCUGCAUUGGAGCCAGGGGCAUCAGUUUUCACGGGGGACGAAUUUUCAGUGCUUUGCCACCACCGGAGAUGGGUCUAUUGUAGUGGGGUCUGUUGAUGGGAAGAUAAGGUUGUAUUCCAAGUCGUCGAUGAGGCAGGCGAAGACUGCUUUUCCGGGGCUUGGUUCGCCGAUUACCCAUGUGGAUGUAACUUAUGAUGGGAAGUGGGUUUUGGGCACUACUGGUACCUAUUUGAUCCUUAUUUGCACUCUGUUUACUGACAAGGAAGGGAGGACAAAGACUGGAUUUAGCGGUCGGAUGGGGAACAGAAUACCAGCUCCGAGAUUGUUGAAGCUGACUCCUCUGGAUUCUCAUUUGGCUGGCACAGACAACAAAUUUCAUGGUGGCCAUUUCUCAUGGGUUACUGAAAAUGGUAAACAAGAGCGCCACCUGGUUGCAACAGUGGGCAAGUUCAGCGUGAUAUGGGAUUUCCAGCAGGUCAGGAACAGCGCGCAUGGAUGUUAUCGAAAUCAGCAAGGCCUUAAGAGCUGUUACUGUUACAAGAUUGUGUUGAAGGACGAGUCCAUCGUAGAGAGUCGUUUCAUGCACGACAAGUUUGCCGUCAGCGAUUCCCCUGAAGCUCCGCUUGUGGUUGCAACCCCUAUGAAAGUCAGUUCAAUCAGCCUCUCCGGGAAAAGAUGAAUUUGCCUUUGCCUUUCGAAAGUGUGUUUGCAUUAUUGUGCUUGUAUGAUUUCACUUCAAAUGUUAGAUUUCAAGCUUUGUCAUGUGUAAUUAGAUAGGUUUCCAUUUUUUUCCCCUCUCUCUCUUCUGUUCUUCUAUCUAUGUUUACCUCGGCUUUUGCUUGUAAUCAUUGUAAGAGUUCAAUUUA